Molecule: messenger RNA, 2342 nt
Organism: Archocentrus centrarchus (flier cichlid)
Lineage: Eukaryota; Metazoa; Chordata; Actinopteri; Cichliformes; Cichlidae
Gene: slc38a5b
Product: solute carrier family 38 member 5b
Exons: 18
Coding region: 374-1786 (470 amino acids)
Biological process (GO): L-glutamine transport; glycine transport; L-histidine transmembrane transport
Cellular component (GO): plasma membrane
Molecular function (GO): L-glutamine transmembrane transporter activity; glycine transmembrane transporter activity
Source: RefSeq, a predicted model, not a curated record
GAUCACCUUACCAUAGUUCCACUAUACCACUAACUAGAGGUGGGGGAAGAGAGUUGAACACUACCUAUGAGCAGGCAAUAGAAACCAAGUGGAUUACCCAACUAAUCCAUCAUCAGUCUUGAUCACAGCUGCUGACAUCCCACUUCUCCCGGAGACACCGUGUGCUCCUCUGCUGGUCUCCAGAAACAGCCCAGCAUUAACUUCCACCCAGUCCAAGACAGCAGGAGCUCACAACACAGGCUGCGCCUCAAACUGUCAGCUGGGUUUGCUUCUGGAGGUUGUCUACUGCCUUCUCUGGGAUGCCUGAAAACACUAGAUUUUCUCUCAUGCCGUGGGUCCUGGAGAUCAAUAACAGAAAAUAAGUCAGCUAAGCAUGGAACUGCAGGUACCAAAUGGUAAUCAUCACGACGCUGCUGUCUUUCUGGAGGGAGGAACAUCAUCGCAGGAAGAGAAGUUCUUGCAGCAGAAGGAUGGUUGUUCAAAGAGAGCCCAGUUCACAGAUUUCGAGGGUAAAACUUCCUUUGGGAUGUCUGUUUUUAACCUGAGCAAUGCUAUCAUGGGCAGUGGCAUCCUAGGAUUGUCAUAUGCCAUGUCAAACACAGGCAUGAUCCUUUUCAUGAUCUUGCUGACAUGUAUCGCCUUGCUGUCCUGUUAUUCCAUCCAUCUCCUGCUAAGCAGUGCUGGGGUUGUUGGUAUCCGCGCUUAUGAGCAGCUUGGCCUGAGAGCUUUUGGUCAUCCAGGAAAGAUUUUAGCAGCUGUGGCCAUAACACUGCAUAACAUAGGAGCCAUGUCCAGCUACUUGUUCAUAGUAAAAUAUGAAUUACCACUAGUCAUCCAAGCCUUUCUUGGCCAGACGUCCAGCUCUGAUGACUGGUUCAUGAAUGGAAAUUACCUGAUUAUCAUCGUCACUGUCUGCAUCAUCCUGCCACUGGCCAUGAUGAAGCAUCUGGGGUAUCUUGGUUAUACAAGUGGCUUUUCUCUCUCCUGCAUGGUCUUUUUCCUCUCUGUGGUCAUCUAUAAGAGAUUUAACAUUUCUUGUCCUCUGGAAGCAUUUGGAAACUAUUCUGUGAAAACAGUUGUCCCAGAAGACGCAUGUACUGCCAAAUUCUUCACCAUCAACCAAGAGACAGCAUAUACCAUCCCUAUACUGGCAUUUGCUUUUGUAUGUCACCCUGAAGUGCUUCCAAUCUACACUGAACUGAGCAACCCAACAAAGAGGAGAAUGCAGAAUAUUGGCAAUGUUUCCAUCUUUGGCAUGUUCACCAUGUACUUCUUCACUGCCAUAUUUGGCUAUCUGACCUUCUACGAGAACACUGAAGCUGAGCUCCUCCAUACCUACAGUAAGGGUGAUCCCCUAGACGUUCUGAUCCUGUGUGUUCGGCUCGCUGUCCUGGUGGCCGUUACUCUGACUGUUCCUGUGGUCUUGUUUCCUAUCCGUCGUGCCCUCUUGCAGCUCCUGUUUCCAGGGAAACCCUUCUGCUGGGUGCGUCACGUCAUCAUCGCGGUGUGUUUGCUGUUUUCUGUCAACUGCCUGGUCAUCCUCGUCCCCAACAUUCGAGACAUUUUUGGAAUUACUGGUGCAACCACUGCUCCCACUCUGAUAUUCAUCCUUCCUGGGCUGUUUUACAUUCGCAUCAUCCCUACCAACCAGGAGCCCAUGAACUCCAGACCAAAGAUCCUGGCUGCGUGUUUCUCUGCAUUGGGUUUCAUAUUCAUUACCAUGAGCCUGACGUUCAUCGGACUUGACUGGAUAAGUGGAGAAAAGCGAAGUCUCGGGGGCCAUUAAAGUGCAUCUCCUCAGGCUUAAAGCAGCUGCCCACUGCUGAAUCUCUCCUCCAAUGAGAAGCAAAAUUCGACCUUCUGCUGAAAGUCCCAGGCUUUGGUGGGACUGUUUCCAUUAAUCACGAGGAGGGACAAGGAGCCAAGUCAUCUCUCUCUCUGUUCUACACAAAGAACUGGCCAACAUGGAGCAGACCACGGAGCUCUGUAACUACCAAACGCUAUGCGUGAUGACAGAGCUUGGCUAGUGUUUAAUAACAGCAAUAUUAAAAACAAAUAAAGCAAAUAUCUGAAUGCAAAAAGUUUAACUAAGCAAUGUUUGAUGGGGCCAAUUUAUUAUGUUGUUAUUAAAAGGCUAUUAAAAUAACUUCCAUCAUGGUGCUGUACAGUAUGAGGUGUCCAAACAGUUGCUUUGUGAUAAUUCACUACAUUUGAUGAACUGUAUAUUCUGUAUUGUAACUGAUCAGUAAAUGUGUAACUGUGAGCCAAGUAAUUAAACAAAACUCAUUUGUGAAUGUAUUCUUGAGCCAUUAUUAUUAUUGAAUAAAAAUUCAUUAGCAAAA